Messenger RNA from Nicrophorus vespilloides, 561 nucleotides. RefSeq names its product putative phosphatidate phosphatase. Gene Ontology annotation, molecular function: phosphatidate phosphatase activity. Lineage: Eukaryota; Metazoa; Arthropoda; Insecta; Coleoptera; Silphidae. The annotation marks the transcript as partial. Gene Ontology annotation, biological process: phospholipid dephosphorylation; signal transduction; phospholipid metabolic process. The transcript has a single exon. The record is from RefSeq and is a predicted model, not a curated record.
AUGUUUCAGAUUGUCGUGUUGGAGAUCAUCAGAUGCCGAAAGGACAACGGCAGCAAAGUGGUGGUGUGGGGAAGGAAAGUUCCGAACGUCCUGUGGCAGAUCUACUGCUCGGCGGCGUUCUUACUCCUCGGAAUGGCCUUCUCGCAACUGAGCACCGACAUCAUCAAGUAUAUGGUUGGAAGACUGAGACCGCACUUCUACACGGUCUGUCAGCCGGUCUUCGGUAACGGCAUGACCUGCGAGAAGAUCGACAAGAACUUCCACAGGUACGUGGAGGACUACCGGUGCACCGGCGGCACGGAACGUCAACUGAAGGAGAUGCGACUGUCGUUCCCGUCCGGUCACAGUUCGUUCUCCAUGUACACGAUGCUCUACUUCGCGCUCUACCUGCAGGCCAGAUGGCAUUCCUGCAGCAACACGAAGAUCCUGAAGCACGCCGUUCAGUUCUUGGCGGUCCUCUCGUCAGUCGCCGUCGCGAUGAGCCGGAUAUCCGAUUACAAACAUCACUGGUCGGACGUUCUCGGUGGUCUCACCCUCGGCGCCACCGUCGCCAUCAUCACC